AUGCUUCAAAAAUUUGCUUGGUUCUGUCCCUAUGGCCUCACAUUGACUCUCGCCGCCGCCUUCGUCACCACCACCACCCCCAUCUCUAAAACAGGCUGCCAAAGCCAAUGUGGAAACCUAACAGUUCCAUACCCAUUUGGCAUCGGCAUAGGAACGGGUUGUUCCAUCGACCCAGGAUUCGAUAUCAACUGCAAUACUUCAUUCAAUCCUCCGAAACCCUUCUUCAGAGGUAACCUCGAAGUAAUCGACAUAUCGGAGACCCAAUUACGCGUUAAGACCUGGAUUGCUUCCAGUUGCUACGACCAAAACGGCACGUUGACCUCAUCAAACACGGUGGGGAUUAAUUUAGCUUUUCAAUACUUCGCCUUCUCCGAUACAAACAAGUUCACGGUCAUCGGUUGUGACGAUUUAGCAAUAAUAGCAGCGACAGUAGCGACAAUUGGGGGUAACUUUAGCAGUGGGUGUAUCUCCCUCUGUUCAGCGAGUGAGUACGUAACCAGCGGUAAUUGUUCUGGGAUUGGUUGCUGUAACAUUCCGAUACCAACGGGUAUACAGACUUUUGGUGCUGCCUUGGCCAGUCUGAACAAUCACACCAAUGUCUGGUCCUUUGCGCGUUGCGGUUAUGCUUUUCUUGCCGAGCAAGACAGCUUUACAUUUGGCGGCGCGUCAGACUUUUCCGAUCCGACAUUCAAGAACAGGAUAGAGUCCAGCGUUCCGGUAGCGAUCGACUGGGUUAUUGGGAAUCAUAGUUGCAGUGAAGCGCAAAGUUCAGGAGCUUUGGUCUGUCAAGCAAAUACCACGUGUGCUGAUUCAAUUUCAAACAAAGGUUUGGGAGGGUAUAGCUGUAGCUGCAAAGGAGGCUAUGAAGGCAAUCCCUAUCUCAGUCCUGGCUGCAAAGAUAUUGAUGAGUGUGCAGAUCCGAACAAAAAUACUUGUGAGAAGAUUUGCAACAAAAAUACUUGCGAGAAGACUUGCAUAAAUACUUUGGGAAGUUAUUAUUGUGAAUGUCCAAAGGGAUACUAUGGCGAUGGCCGAACAGAUGGGCGNAUACUUGCGAGAAGACUUGCAUAA
Messenger RNA from Ilex paraguariensis (yerba mate), 1071 nucleotides. NCBI's taxonomy places the organism in Eukaryota, Viridiplantae, Streptophyta, Magnoliopsida, Aquifoliales, Aquifoliaceae. The record is from the annotation of a GenBank genome assembly.